AACCUGUGCCUAAAUUGUGAGAAAACUUACAGUUUGACAGUCCCGCGGGCUGUGCAAGUGCGGGAUCACACUUAUUUGACUGCCGCCGCCCAAGGCCAUGGUGCACGUCAACCCGGUACAGGUGAUCGUCGACCCUAUCACCGUGCUGUGGCUGAACGCCUUCGCGUGCAACCUGACCAAGUCGCUGUCGACGGCCGGCUCGGCGCCGGCGCCGUACAUCGACCUGCGCCUGGAGGCCAUCAUGCCGCGCCUGGUGCUAGAGACGACGCACGACUACCCGCUGCAGCGCGACCGACCGAGCACGCUCCAGCUGCAGACGACCCGCCUGCUCGUCUGCAACUACCGCUCGCCCGACCCUACUGCGCCCGGGUCGCUGGCCGGCCUGACCAAGUGCCUAGAGCGGCUGCAGGCCGGCGAGAUGGCGUUCGGUUCCGACUUCCCGGCCCGCGACGGUGAUCUGCAGAUGGUGCCCGACCGGCUGGUGCAGUACACACUCGGUAAGGACCACGUGCAGCCGGCGCCGGCGGACGUGGUCGCCUCGGUGCCGGACUUCCGACGGGGCCUGCCCGGCCGCCUGCUCUGGGAGGAGCCGCGCGACGUCGUCUUCAUCCACAUGGACCCAUUCUGGGGCGACUUUUUCGGCACGUCGGCCGUGCGCCACCGGCCGGUGCCGUUCAUCGACGCCAUUCCCGUCUCCAUGUGGGUGUACCAGAACCGCAACAAGGUGGCCAGCGUCAGCGACGGCCGUGUCAGCGAUCUCACCAUGGUGCUGCACGUGCCGAGCCUGAUCAGCCUGCAGCUGAACCACUUCCAGUACCUGUUCCUGCUGCGCCAGCUGGAGCGGCUGUCGGAGAUGUCGGCGCUGCUGACGCUGGACGCCGAGCGGCUGCUGGGCGCGGCCGGCGCCGGCAGCCAGUGUGUCAGCGCCGCGUUGCCCCAGCUCGACAUCAGCCUGCUCAUGCCCUGCCUGCUCUCCAGCAAGGGACUCGUGAAGCGCGGCCUCAAUAGCUUCCUGUCGUCGCUGGACUCGGCACUCAAGAGCCCCGACGACCAGAGCGACACCAUGUCAGUCAUGUCGGACAUGUCGUCCGACUUGGACAGCUACGUGCUACUCAACCUCGAGCUUGACAAGUCGGAGUCCGUGGACCCGCUGUUUGUGGUGGAGGGGGCGCUGAAGCGGGUGCCGUCGGUGGAGAUCGCCAGCGAGGUGACUGAGGACACACACAGCGAGGUGUCGCUCUCCUCUGCCAUGCGGAAGCGGGACGUGCCGACCGCGGCGGGAUGUAGCAGGGUCAUCACCUAA
Messenger RNA from Pollicipes pollicipes, 1303 nucleotides. RefSeq lists its product as uncharacterized. The record is from RefSeq and is a predicted model, not a curated record. The transcript is spliced from 7 exons. NCBI's taxonomy places the organism in Eukaryota, Metazoa, Arthropoda, Thecostraca, Pollicipedomorpha, Pollicipedidae. The coding region runs from base 98 to 1303 and encodes 401 amino acids.